Molecule: messenger RNA, 4213 nt
Organism: Solea solea (common sole)
Lineage: Eukaryota; Metazoa; Chordata; Actinopteri; Pleuronectiformes; Soleidae
Gene: cntnap2a
Product: contactin associated protein 2a
Exons: 26
Coding region: 153-4175 (1340 amino acids)
Source: RefSeq, a predicted model, not a curated record
AGUCACUGUCUCUCCUCUCAGCCACUUCUCAACUGCGAGGCGAGUCUGGCGGAGCGACUUGAAUCAGCACCACCACCCCGCAGGUUUUUUUCUCGCCCUGAGUGUUUCCUCUCCCCUCUCCCGUCCCUGCUGCGUCCACACCGGCCGUGAAUAUGCAGCGGCUCCGUCCUGCGCAGGGAAUGACGUUGUUAUUGCCGGUCGCUUUGUGGAUUUUCUGCCUUGUCAACGAUGUGCGCGGAGCUUUGCCAACAACCGCAAAGUGUGACGAAGCUCUCGCCUCCCCUCUGCCUCACACAGCCUUCACCAGCUCAUCUGUUUUCUCCAAUGGAUACGCACCUGGAUACGCCAAGCUCAACAGGAGAGGAGGUGCCGGUGGUUGGUCACCUCUGGACAGUGACCAUUACCAGUGGCUCCAGGUGGACCUGGGGACCAGAAAGCAGGUGAGCGCCAUAGCAACGCAGGGUCGCUACAGCAGCUCUGAUUGGACGACACGGUACCGCCUUCUCUACAGUGACACAGGACGGAACUGGAAACCAUAUCACCAGGACGGCAAUAUUUGGGCCUUUUCUGGUAACUCCAAUUCAGAGAGUGCUGUUCGCCAUGAGCUUCAGCAGGGGAUCGUGGCUCGCUUCCUCAGGCUUGUGCCGUUGGACUGGAGUGAAGAAGGACGGAUCGGCCUGCGCGUUGAAGUCUACGGAUGCUCCUACUGGUCUGACGUUAUCAACUUUGAUGGACAGGGUGUCAUCUCAUAUCGUUUUAAGAUGAAGAAGAUGAAGAUCAUUAAGGAUGUGAUUGCACUGAGGUUCAAGACGUCUGACAGCGAGGGAGUGAUUCUACACGGGGAAGGACAGCAGGGAGACUACAUCACUCUGGAGCUUCACAGGGCGAAGCUUCUGUUGCAGAUAAAUCUGGGCAGUAACCAGUAUGGCUCCAUCCUGGGUCAUACGUCUGUGACCACUGGCAGCCUGUUGGAUGACAAUCACUGGCACUCUGUGGUGAUUGAACGCUACCGUCGCAAUGUCAACUUCACCUUGGACCGACACACUCAGCACUUCAGGACCAAUGGGGAGUUUGACCAUCUAGAUCUGGACUACGAGUUGAGUUUUGGAGGAAUGCCAUACAGUGGGAAGCCAGUGGGAGGAGGGAGGAAGAAUUUCAAAGGCUGCAUGGAGAGCAUCAACUACAACGGCGACAACAUUACCGACCUGGCCCGCCGAAAGAAGCUGGACACCUCUAGCUUUCGCAACUUGUCCUUCUCGUGCGUGGAGACCCACACCUUCCCAGUCUUUUUCAAUGCCACCAGCUUCCUGCAGCUGCCCGGUCGAGCCAGUCACAACACGUUAUCCGUGGGGUUUCAUUUUCGCACGUGGAACCCUGAUGGACUCCUCCUCUUCAGUAAUCUCGAUGAUGGCACUCUGGAGGUCUCCCUGGAGGAUGGCAAGAUCGUGGUUCAUAUCAACGUGUCGCAGGUGACGCGAAACAACCAGGUCGACUUAUCUUCAGGUUCUGGCUUAAACGAUGGCCAGUGGCAUGCGAUACGCUUGGUCGCCAAGGAGAACUUUGCCAUGUUGACGCUAGAUGGCGACGAGGGUUCUGCGGUUCGCUCCAACUCACCACUCACCAUCACCACAGGAGGAACCUAUCACUUGGGAGGGUAUUUUCUGCAGACGUUGUUCCCGCCCUCCCGCCGCUCAUUCCAAGGCUGCAUGCAAGCAAUUGUGGUGGAUGACCAACCGGCUGAUUUACAUGCGGUGGAAAAAGGCACCGUGGGAGCUUUUGAGAAUGUUAGCCUGGACAUGUGUGCAAUCAUAGACAGGUGUAUGCCUAAUCACUGUGAACACGGAGGCCGCUGUAAACAGACGUGGGACGGUUUCAGCUGCACCUGUGAUGGUACAGGUUACAAUGGAGCCACGUGUCACACGUCGAUCUAUGAACCAUCGUGUGAGGCCUAUAAACAUUUGGGCAGGUCCUCUGACACCUACUGGAUCGACCCUGAUGGCAGCGGACCUCUUGGUCCCUUCAAAGUCAACUGCAACAUGACAGAGGACAAAGUUUGGACGACAGUCAUGAACAACCUACCGCCCAAAACAGCAGUUACUGGCUCCAGCAGAGACAGACGCACCGUCCUGCAGGUCAACUACAGUGCGUCAAUGGACCAGGUGACUGCCAUCACCGCCAGUGCAGAAUACUGUGAGCAGCAAAUCAUCUACAGCUGUCAAAAGUCCAGGCUGCUAAACACUCCAGACGGGACCCCUUACACGUGGUGGGUGGGCCGGGCCAGCGAGAAGCACUUCUACUGGGGCGGCUCGGGGCCUGGCAUCCAGAAAUGUGCCUGUGGCAUCGACAGGAACUGCUCCGACCCCAAAUAUGACUGCAACUGCGACGCCGACCUCACAGAGUGGAGAGAAGAUUCUGGGCUCCUUGUAUACAAGGAACAUCUUCCAGUCAGCCAGGUUGCAGUGGGUGACACCAACAGACCGGGGUCUUUGUCCAAGCUCACUGUCGGACCGCUCCGUUGCCAGGGUGACCAUAACUACUGGAACGCUGCAUCAUUCACCACCCCGUCAUCCUACCUGCACUUUGCCACCUUCCACGGUGAGACCAGUGCAGACAUCUCCUUCUAUUUCAAGACCAGCGCACCCUAUGGCGUCUUUCUGGAAAACCUGGGCAAUACUGACUUCAUUCGUCUGGAGCUCAAAUCUCCUAAGGUGGUCUCCUUCUCCUUUGAUGUCGGAAAUGGGCCGGUGGAGCUAACGGUGCACUCAGCCAUGCCCCUCAACGACGACCAGUGGCAUCGCGUAACGGCUGAGCGAAACGUGAAAGAGGCCGUCCUCCAGCUGGAUCAGACCUAUCGGGCGUCUCGGCUCGCUCCCGCACAGGGGCACACACGGCUGGAGCUUUUCAGCCAGCUCUACGUGGGUGCGGCAGGGGGACAGAGGGGAUUCCUGGGAUGCAUCCGAGCCCUGCGGAUGAACGGCAUCACUCUAGACCUGGAGGAGAGGGCCAUGGUCACGCCGGGGGUGAAGCCCGGCUGCCAAGGCCACUGCACCAGUUUUGGAAUGUUCUGCCGGAACGGGGGCAAGUGUGUGGAGAAGUACAACGGCUACUUGUGCGACUGCGCCUCCACCGCCUAUGACGGCCCGUUCUGCACAAGAGAUGUUGGGGGCUUCUUUGAGGCCGGGACGCUCAUUAAGUACAACUUCAUGCCCGAAGCGGUUGCAGGAGCCAGUCGAGAUACGAAGAUCCUGAUGCACCAGCUGACGCCACAUGACGUCAAUCUGACCAAGGAGGAAGUCGCUUUUAGUUUCAGCACAUCCAGUGCUCCUGCGAUUCUGAUGUACGUCAGCUCCAAGACACAGGACUAUCUGGCCGUGGUGUUGAGGCAUAAUGGUUCGUUGCAGGUGCGGUAUAAUCUCGGAGGUCUGCGGGAGCCGUUUGCUAUCGAUGUGGACCAGCGGAACCUGGCCAAUGGACAGCCUCAUAGCAUUAACAUGUCCCGGGUCAACAGGAGCAUUACUAUCCAGUUGGAUCAUUACCCUCCGGUCAGCUACACACUCCCAGAUGCCUCAGACACGCAGUUCAACCUGGUUAAGACACUGUUCUUGGGCAAAGUCCAUGAAACUGGCAGUCUAGACCCGGUCCUCAUCGAUCAUUACAACACUCCGGGCUUUGUUGGGUGUUUGUCACGGGUGCAGUUCAACGGCAUCGCCCCCCUCAAGUCCGCACUGAGAACAGCGUCACAGUCUCAGGCCGCACCGACAGCCGCACAGUCCGACAGACGACCCGCAGUCGCGUCGCCGGUGUCUCACCAAGGCAAACUCGUCGAGUCCAACUGUGGGGCCUCGCCGCUCACCAUCCCACCAAUGUCUGCUGCAACGGAUCCCUGGCGUCUGGACAACACAGAUGGAGAGUUCCCCUUCAAUGAGGAGAGGGUGAUUCCUGAUGGAGUCAACAGGGACUCGGCCAUCAUCGGAGGGAUCAUUGCGGUGGUAAUCUUCACCAUCUUAUGUACUCUGGUGUUCCUGAUCCGCUACAUGUUCCGCCACAAAGGCACCUACCACACCAACGAGGCCAAGGGCAGUGGCGAGUCCGCCGGGGAGUCGGCGGACACGGCCAUCAUUGGCACCGACAACCCAGAGACCAUCGACGAAUCAAAAAAGGAGUGGUUCAUCUAACGGCCCCUCCGACUGGACUUUUAGGGGAAAAGCGAUUU